GGUUGGGGGGCUGAGCCAGGCUGCAGGAACUGGAGCAGAGGUUCCUGGGUACAGCUGGGGCAUGGCAUGAAGAGUCCUUCUGUGCAGCCUCUGGCCAGUAUUCCUGGGCUGUGGACUAAAGCCUUCCCUAUGUCACACUAAGCCAGUGUACGCCUCAGGACCGUGGCAUCUCUGUACAGCACCUAGCAACUACCUGGAGCCCAGUCACAAUGCUGAAUGUCUGUGUAUUGUACUGCCACACAGAAAGGGUCAUUUCCCCAUGCAGCCUUCGCUUUGUUGCAGACGCAGUCGGGGCCAAUCAGAAUGUCCAUAUUGGAGGAUGAGAUAGGAGAGGAGAAGUGGAGCAUGGUGCAGAUUGUGAUUUCCAGGGAUGGGGCUGAUGGCUUGGCGGAGUGGGUGCUGAUGGAGCUGCAGGGAGAGAUUGAGGCUCGCUGCAGCACCGGACUGGCUGGGAACCUUCUGGGAGACUUGCAUUACACCCGCGAGGGGGUCCCUGUGCUCAUUGUGGGGCAUCACAUUCUGUAUGGGAAGGUAGUGCACCUGGAGAAGCCCUUCGCCGUCCUCACCAAGCGCGGUGCCCGUGACCACGGCUCCCCGGGGGCAGCUGCCCAGUAUCUGGUGACCGCGCUGAUCAAGACCAAGCUCCUCUUCAAAACUCGCCCCAAACCCAUCAUCACCAGCGUGCCCAAGAAAGUAUGAAAGAACCCCGGCUGCACAGCAGAGAGCGUCCCGCCCCCUGGACACGAGCCCAGCUCCAGUCCCGAGGACGGGGGGCUGGACCCAUAGGGGCAAACUCAGCUCCCUUGCCAAGAGCAGCUGGGCCCCCGGGCAUGAACUCAAUGCCCUUCCCGAGAGCAUCUGGACUCCUGGGCAUGAGCCCAGUGCCCAUCCUGAGAGGGGUGGGACUCCCGAACAUGAGCCAGGCUCCCCUCCCGAGGCCUGGUGGCAUCUUGGGUAUAACUCCAGCCCCUGUGCCAGGGGGGGCCGCGUCCUUGGGCCAUAGCAUGAGGGGGAGCGGAGCACAAGAGAGAGACAGUGCUGGCUCCCAUCCCUAGGGCAGGGGGUCUCCUUGGGCCACGCCCAGACCCAUUCUCAGGAGUGCUUAGACCCCAAGACACAAGUCCCGCUGCCUUCCCCAGGGCAGGGGGCCUGCUGGGCAGUAGCCCAGCUCCCAUCCCCAGGAGCACUGGGGGCCUGGGCCCAAGCCCAGCUACACGCCCCAGGGCAGGGGGCCUGCUGGGCACGAGCCCAGCUACACUGCCACGAGCUGGUGGCCUCCUGGGUCCUGUCCCAAUGGCCACCAGAGCCCUGGGCCCCAGCCUGCCUCCCAUCCCUAAUGUAGGUGGCCUCCUGGGCCCCAGACCGCUUCCCCCCUCAAUGGCGACGGGAGCCCUGGGCCCCAGGCCGGCUCCUGGUCCGGUGGGGACUGGAGCCCUGGGCCCCAGGCCGGCUCCUGGUCCGGUGUGACUGGAACCCUGGGCCCCAGGCCAGCUCCUGGUCCCGGUCCCAUGGUGACUGGAACCCUGGGCCCCAGGCCAGCUCCUGGUCCCGGUCCCAUGGUGACUGGAACCCUGGGCCCCAGGCCAGCUCCUGGUCCCGGUCCCAUGGUGACUGGAACCCUGGGCCCCAGGCCAGCUCCUGGUCCCGGUCCCAUGGUGACUGGAACCCUGGGCCCCAGGCCAGCUCCUGGUCCCGGUCCCAUGGUGACUGGAACCCUGGGCCCCAGGCCAGCUCCUGGUCCCGGUCCCAUGGUGACUGGAACCCUGGGCCCCAGGCCAGCUCCUGGUCCUGGUCCCAUGGUGACCAGAGCCUUGGGCCCCAGACCGGCAACGACUGGAGUCCUGGGCCUCAGACCGGCUCCCACCUCAGUGGCGACCGCCGUCCUGGGCUCCAGACUGGCUCCCAUCACAAGGGCAAGUGGCCUCCUGGGCCCAAGCCCAGCUCCUGUCUCCUCCUUGCCAAGGUCAGCGGGCUCCUUGGCCACGAGACCAGCUGACCCCCUAGCUAGGAAUCCCUUCGCCUUCCCAAGGGAAGCGGGACCCUCGAGUGCAGCCCCGGGCGCUGGGCUUGGCUCCCCCGUGGCCAUGAACCUGGCUCCCAGCCCAAGGGCCAGUGGCCUCCUAGGCAUGAGCCCAGCUCCCGUUCCCAGAACAGUGGGCUCCCUGCACCCUAGUUCUGCUGGGUCCCUGGCCAUGAACACAGCUCCCCUCCCCCGAGGGCCAGUCCUGCUGGACACUAGACCCACUGGCCCCUUGGCUCACGCUCCCUUCCUCAAGGCUGGUCCCCAGAGCAUGAACUUGACGUCCUUCCCCAGGGGGAGUGAGCCCCAGAGCAGGAACCCAGCCCCCUUCUCCAAGGUUGCUGGCCCUCUUGGGCCCUACCAGGCUCCCGUGCUGAGGGCAGCCAGCCCCCUGGCUGUGAACCCGGCUGUGCUCUUCGCCAAUGGGACCCUGCCCUCUCCAGUGACCAGCACAGCCAGGCUGCGGUGGUCCUGAUUCUCACCGGGCCUGCCCUGGCCCUGUCUCAGCCUUUCCUGAGGCCCGACUGUGAGCACGCCUGGAGGCAGCAGCCCCUCGGCUCCCAGCUGGUUUUGUGACUCUCCUCGGGGGGCGCAGCAGCCCCGGCCCUGCCUCUUGCCCCCACAGCCGGGAGCCCCCAUCCUCCACCCGGCAGUCGUGCCCAGGCCUGGCACAGUGGCCAAGGUUAGUGCUUGGUGUGCUGUCCCACUGCCCGUCUCCUGUGGCAGCCCGGCCUCGGCCAGCAGGGACAGGCCACGCCAGCCCGACCCCUCUCGCUGCAGCAGGGGGCGGGGAGGGGAGGAAGCAGCACUGCAGGGCUGGUGGCAGGAGCAUAGGCUGAGGGGGCCUGCUUCUCAGUGACAUGGCCCUGGGGUUCCCCAGAGAGGCCCCACACAGAGAGAGGACUGUGUGCAAAUCUCUUUAUUGUGACAAAUCCAUUGGAAUUAUAAAACCAGCCCUUUUAAAAACAAUGAAAAACGCAGGUAAAAAAUAAAUAGAUUUACAAACAA
Pelodiscus sinensis (Chinese soft-shelled turtle) is the source of this 3028-nucleotide messenger RNA. NCBI's taxonomy places the organism in Eukaryota, Metazoa, Chordata, Testudines, Trionychidae. The record is from RefSeq and is a predicted model, not a curated record.